Molecule: messenger RNA, 3134 nt
Organism: Xiphias gladius (swordfish)
Lineage: Eukaryota; Metazoa; Chordata; Actinopteri; Istiophoriformes; Xiphiidae
Gene: noc2l
Product: NOC2-like nucleolar associated transcriptional repressor
Exons: 18
Coding region: 761-3037 (758 amino acids)
Biological process (GO): ribosomal large subunit biogenesis; negative regulation of transcription by RNA polymerase II
Cellular component (GO): Noc1p-Noc2p complex; nucleolus; nucleoplasm
Molecular function (GO): histone binding; transcription corepressor activity
Source: RefSeq, a predicted model, not a curated record
UGCUUGGAGGCACCAUGAUUGGCCAGGACCUGAACCAUCUCCGGCUUCGGUUAGCCUGGACGACGAAAUCAAACAAACAGCGACCAACUCAUUAACUCACUGUUCAAUAAUGUAUAGAUCCUAUUACUCUUUUCCAUCUUGAAGGCUGCAUACAAGUGGAAACUAUGUAUUUAUCAUUUUCCAUUAAAAUAAAAUAAAAGUCAUUGCUGUUUAAGUAUGGGCUAACUAGAUUAGCUAACGUUAGUUCUGCCUAACAGACGAAUUAAAACCAGCACUCACCACCAACCGUCGUCGGUCUUGAUGUGACAGCAGGGAGUUUUUCCUGUUUGUAAGCCUGCCAAGUUUUGUAGUUGUAUAACGUAACGGACAAAAACAUUAAAAGGAAAAUGUGCCUCUGCGGGUCUCCGGUGCAGCUGAUCAUUUAAUUUAAACCUCACGUGUAGCAUCAAAACACUGCUUGUUCUUGUAUGCACAGCUUUUGACAGUGCAAAUUCGAGGUUGGUGUGCUCGCCGACCUUUUUUUUAUAAUGCUGAUUUGAAUACUUGUUAAUUCUGAGCGAAGUCAGUGCUUUCAUUUAUUAUCAUUAAAGCCAAAAGAUGCCUGCAGUGUUGGACUAAAAGAAUUAUGAUUGUUUUAUUAUGUUUGUAAACCAAGUACUUUACGGCGCUCUUUACCCAUGAACCAUAAAACCAAUUCCUUCGUUUUGUACCGGGGCAUUGUGGGUACUGAAGUUUGGUGGUGUCACAUUUUAGAUCCAGCAUGGCAGGGAAACAGAAAAGAAAAUUAGAAGACCUCAGUUUGGAUGAGUUCCUGCUCUCAGGUUUUGACUCUGCCGGUGAAGGUGAAUCUGAGGAAGACACUCCCAAACAGAAUGGACUCAAGAAAAAGAACAAGCAGAAAGAUUUGAACUCUGCAGCUCCCCAGACUGAUGAAAAAAAGAAAGGUAAGGCCUCUGAGCACAAGGAGCAGCUUUCCAGGUUAAAGAAUAAAGAUCCCGAGUUCUACAAGUUUCUGCAAGAGAACGACAAAACGCUCCUAAACUUUGACGACGCAGACAGCUCUGAGGAGGAGGAUGAGAAAAAGUACCACAGAUUGCCAUCCACACUGGAGGAGGCCAGCUCUGGUGAGGACGAUGACGAUGAGGAGGGUCAGAAAGGUUCGAAGAAAUCCAAGAAAUCAGUGGAGACCAUCAAAGUCACAGACAAAAUGAUUGAGGCCUGGAAAGCUGCUAUGAGGAAGGAACCCACAUCCCGUCUCUUCAGAGAAGUCACCCAGGCCUUUAAGGCCGCUGUAGCUACUACCAAGGGUGAAGGAGGGGGUCAGUGUCGAUACAAAGUGGCGGACAGUUCAGUGUUCAACGCCUUGGUGCUGUUCUGUAUCAGGGAUAUUUAUAUUUCCCUGCAGAGGAUGCUCAACCUAAAGCCAGAGAAAGACCAGAAAAAGUCAGUGCUCCCGUUGUCUAGUCCAAAGUGGCAGAAGAAUCAGAUCGACAUCAAGAUGUAUCUCAGUGGAGUAGUUCAGCUGUUAUCCUGUCUAACAGAGGCUACAGUCAUCAGCGCUGUCCUGCGGCAUGCCAACCAGCUCGUACCUUAUUACCUUUGUCUACCCAAACAGUGUCGGCACCUGGUAAAGCAACUGAUGAAGCAGUGGAGCACAGGGGAGGAAACAAGUCGGGUUCUCGCCUUCCUGGCCCUCAACAAAAUCUGCCGACAAAAGCAGGAAACAUAUCUUAACCCUAUUCUCAAGCAAAUGUACAUUUCGUAUGUACAAAACUGCAAGUUCACGUCUCCCAAUGCACUGCCCAUGAUCAACUUCAUGCAGCGAACUCUAACAGAGAUGUACUCCCUGGACACACAGGCCACGUACCAGCACGCCUUCAUCUACAUCCGACAGCUGGCCAUCCAUCUCAGAAACGCCAUGACCAUGAAGAAAAAGGAGACAUAUCAGUCGGUGUAUAACUGGCAGUACAUCCACUGUCUGUACCUCUGGUGUCGCGUCCUCAGCACCUUGCACCCCAGUGAUGUUCUCCAACCUCUCAUCUAUCCACUCUGCCAGGUCAUAAUUGGCACCAUCAAAUUGGUUCCCACAUCAAGAUAUUACCCUCUGAGGAUGCACUGUUGCAGAGCCCUCACCCUGCUGUCUAGCAGCACCAACACAUUUGUACCUGUGCUGCCUUUCCUCUUGGAGAUCUUCCAACAAGUGGACUUCAACAAGAAGCCAGGGCGAAUGAGCAAGAAACCCAUCAACUUUGCAGUCAUCCUGAAGCUAAGCAAAGUCAACCUGAUGGAGAAAGCCUACAAGGACGGACUGAUUGACCAGCUGUAUGACCUGAUACUGGAAUACUUCCACACUCAGGCCUGCACCAUUGGCUUCCCAGAGCUUGCCUUACCCACCGUCAUUCAGCUGAAAGCGUUCCUGAAGGAAUGCAAAGUGGCCAAUUACUGCAAGCCGGUGCGCCAGCUGCUGGAGAAGGUACAGGAGAACAGCAGCCACAUCACAGGACGGAGACAGAAGGCUGCUUUUGGAGUAGCUGAUGCCAUGGCUGUGGCGGCCUGGGAGAAGCAGGUCCAGGAGGAGGGGACUCCUCUCAGCAGGUACUACAGCCAUUGGAAGAAGCUGAGGGAGAAGGAGAUCCAGCUGGAGAUUUCUGGCAAAGAGAGGAUGGAGGAUCUGGACCUCCCUGAAAUCAAACGUAAGAAGAUUCAGGAGAAGAAAGCAGAGGACAAGAAGGAGUUCAAGGAUCUGUUUCAGUCUGAUAGCGAAUCAGAUGGUGAUGAUGGAGGGUUCCAAAUCAAAGGUAAAAAGGGCAGCCGUGGGUCAGAUGAAGAGGAUGAUGAUGAUCUUGAAGACCUGUCUGACAUGAGCGAUGACGAGGGGAUGGAUGGAGGAGACUCAGAUGAUGACGAGGAUGAUGAUGACGAGGAGGGUGAAAAGGCGUCCAAGGCUCCUCAACCACUGUCCUCCUCUGCUCUGAUAAAGCUGGCAGAGGGAGACGAGGAUCUGGUGGAGGACCUGGAGCUGUCAGAUGAUGACUGAGGUUCAUGGGAGCACACACUCGAGCUUACCGGAAAGACUUUUUAUGCUCUCCACCUUACCAGCCAUCUAUAUUUACACUUUUUUUGGAUUUUUUUUU